GUUCGAGUCCGCGUCUGCGUCCGCCGACAAGUGCGAGUCCGGCUGUGGGUUCCACGAGUCGCCGGGAUCCGCUUCGAAUGCUUCAAAUGCUGGAAUGGUCUUCUGCGGCGUGCUCGGCGGCGCUCGGUCGCCGGCUCGGACGGACGCUUGACAAGUCUCGUCGUCGGCCGGCCGAGUUCGUCGGGGCAGACUGAGCCGGAAGCGGUCUCGACCGUUGGCCGGCCUCCGCCAUUGGCUGUGCUCCAAGACCGACAUGCUGCGUGGCAGAAGACCGCCUCGGGCCGGCGAGACUCGCGAUCGCAUUGCUCCGAUCGUCUCACGCCCGGACGCAGGCUCGUCUACCUCAAGUCGCCCAAAACAUGA
Messenger RNA from Protopolystoma xenopodis, 363 nucleotides. The record is from the annotation of a GenBank genome assembly. NCBI's taxonomy places the organism in Eukaryota, Metazoa, Platyhelminthes, Monogenea, Polystomatidea, Polystomatidae.